CCCCCCCCUCUCUCUCUCCAAAAAACCUCUUCGCAUCGCACGCAUUUCCCUUCUCGCAAGAUCGUAAGGCGGCUAAGAAAUUUCGCUUUUCAUCGCCGCGUUCCGAUUCGCGUUCGAUUUCGGGCCCUGAUAGAGCUUCCGAAUUUUAAUUGUUGCUAUUUUUGGCGGAGGAUGUUUUCGCGUUAGGGUUUUCGGAUGCAGAUCUAGGGUUUCGCGGAGGUCGAAACGGUGCGUUUUGAGGUUCGUGGUUGGGGAAUUGAUGGUAGUCGUUGGGUUUGAAGGUGGGAUCGAGGUGUGGAGAGGAAAAGGAGGACUCGGCACAUGUGGAAAUCCCCCACGCGUGCCCACUCUAGUGUAACCGUUGAUUUUUCUUCUUCUUCUUCUUCUUCUUCUUCUUCUUCUUCUUCUUCGUUGAAGUCUUCAGUUGAUUGGUUUUAUAAGGAUGGUCGCAAAAUUAUUGCUGGUGACUGUGCUCUCUUCAAACCACCUAAAGACCGCCCACCUUUCAUUGGAAUAAGUCAUCGUGUGACAGUUGGUAAAGAGAAUAAGUGGAAGUGAAGUGUUAAUUGGCUUUAACGACCCAUUGAAGUAAGACUUGUCAAGGAUUUGCUGUUGGAGAGUGCUCCAAACAAAAUUUUCUACUCUUUUCACUAGGAGGAGAUUCCUGCUACGUCACUGCUUCAUCCUUGUAAAGUUGUGUUUCUUCCAAAAGGUGUCGAGCUUCAAUCAGGGAUUUCUUCAUUUAUAUGCAGGAGGGUUUAUGAUGUUCUGAACAGGUGUUUAUGUUGGCUAAGUGAUCAAGAUUAUAUUGAUGAUUGUCAAGAAGAAGUAGAUAAGCUAGUACAUAGGACUUGUGUAGAAAUGCAGCCAGGCGGUCGAUCUCCUAAGCCAGUGAGCAGUCCAACAUCAACAUCACAGUUAAAAUCUGGUUCAGAUAGUGUCCAAAACAGUGUUUCUUCCUUUUCUUCUCAUGUUAAGGGUAGGAAAAGGGAGAGGGUAGAUCAAGGGCAAGAAUCUGUAAAGCGAGACCGUUCAACCAAAAAUGAUGAUGGGGAUUCUGGUAAUUUUAAGGCGGAUAGCAUUUUGAAGACAGAGAUUGCCAAAGUAACAGAAAAGGGGGGUCUUAUUGAUCCUGAAGGGGUUGAGAAAUUAGUGCAGCUGAUGGUUCCUGAUGGAAAUGAGAAAAAGAUUGAUUUAGCUAGCCGGUCAAUGCUUGCAGCUGUAAUUGCAGCAACCGAGAAAUUUGAUUGCCUUAGUCGGUUUGUGCAACUAAAGGGUUUGCCUGUAUUUGAUGAAUGGCUCCAAGAGGCACAUAAAGGGAAGCUUGGUGAGGGUAUUGGGUCUAGGGAUGGUGAUAAAUCUGUUGAUGACUUUCUUUUUGUAUUACUCCGAGCACUAGAUAAGCUUCCAGUAAACCUUCAGGCUCUACAAGCUUGUAACAUUGGUAAAUCUGUGAAUCAUUUGCGAACUCAUAAAAACUUGGAAAUUCAGAAGAAAGCCAGGGGUUUAGUUGACACAUGGAAAAAACGUGUUGAAGCUGAAAUGAUUAUAAAUGAUGCUAGGUCUUGUUCAGUUCAGACUGUCCCCUGGCCAGCCAGACAACGACUUUCUGAAGUUGCUCAAGGUGGGAAUAAACAUUCAAGUGGGUCAGCUGAUGUUGCCAUGAAGAGCUCAGUUACACAGCUUUCUGCAUCCAAAACUGCCUCUCCGAAGAUUGCCCCAGGAGAGAAUACUACAAGAUCUACAUCUGCAUCUCCAGGGUCUACGAAAUCAGUGCCUUCACCUGCACCCGCAACCGCAAACUUGAAAGAUGGACAGCCCCAUGCUGCAGCUGUUAGUGGUUCAUCUGAUCUUCCUGUGGCAAAUGCAAGGGAUGAGAAAAGUAGCAGUUCUAGUCCAUCUCAUAACAGUCAAUCUUAUUCAAGUGACCAUGCCAAAGCUGGGGGUUUCUCAGGAAAGGAGGAUGCCAGGAGCUCUACUGCAAUGAGUGUGAAUAAGGUAUCAGGAGGCUCUUCACGGCACCGAAGAUCUAUGAAUGGAUUUCCGGGUUCAACUCCAUCUAGAAGGCAAAGGGAAACUGGAUCGAGCAGAAAUUCCUCACACAAGAAUUUAAUUUCAGAGAAAAUAUCUCAAUCUGGAUUAAGGGAAAAAGCAAAUGAUGGAACUCUUCUUGAGGGGCAUACUCCGAAGCUGAUUGUUAAGAUCCCAAACCGAGGUCGAAGUCCUGCACAAAGUGCCACGGCAGGUUCUUCUGAUGAUCCUUCAAUCAUGAACAGUCGAGCUUCAUCUCCUGCUCUUUCAGAGAAGCAUGAUCAGUUUGAUCGCUGCUCAAAGGAAAAGAGUGAUUUUUAUCGAGCUAAUAUUGGUGCAGACAUUAAUACAGAAUCGUGGCAGAGUAACGAUUUCAAAGAUGUAUUGACUGGUUCUGAUGAGGGUGAUGGAUCACCAGCAGCCAUUACUGAUGAACAGUGUAGGACUGGUGAGGAUUGUAAGAAAGUAUCAGAUGUAUCUAAGACAACUUCUUCAUCACCUGGGAGUGAGAGUAAAGCCAGGAAUUUGCAGGAUGCUUCAUACAGCUCCAUCAAUGCUCUUAUUGAAGGUGUUAAGUACACUGAAGCUGAUGAUGUUGGAAUGAAUCUUCUUGCUCGUGUGGCUGCUGGAGAGAUCUCAAAAUCUGAAUCGGGAAUGCCAGCUGGAUCCCCUAAAAAAAACACCACUACAAUUGAACAGUCAUAUGCAGGUAAUGCUGCAGUAGUCAAGUCCUCUGAAGAGUAUCUUGUUCAGGAUAAGUGCUACUCUAAUGCUGAACAUAUGAAGCAGGAUUCUAGAUCUGGUGAUUUUGGGACAGAUGAUGAUAUUCGGGCAUUUGAAGGGAAAGCUACAGGAGAACACAAUCCAUCUAGUAUGGAUUUACAGGUUACUGAAACUAGUUUAGAAAGCAAAGGAAAAUUAAUUGUAAAAUCAUCUGGUACAUCUGCUGGCAUUCCUGAAAGCACCUUCCAAGAAGUCAGAGAUAUUGACUCUAGCAAACUGGUAAAGGAAAAGAAGGUUGUUGUGAGAGUGGAUGCUGUCAAUAAUGUUGAUGAGGUCAAUGUUGUUGCAAGAGAAGGUGAAACAGAGGCAAUUGAAAAAUUGUCACACACCUGUGAAGAAGUUGAUGUCAAGUGUGAUAACCAUGCUUCUGAAGGACUAAGCUGUGACAAAGAGACAGCUGGCAAGUCUCCUGCCACUUGUGUGCCCUCUGACUCUGUAAAAGCGACAGAUGAGAAUGCGCUCCAAUCAUCUGGUUACAUUGUUGAUAAGGUUCCUGAAUACCUAAAUGAAAGGGAAUCUGAAAAAAAUGAUGAUAUGGCUGCUCAGGAUCAUGCUAAGCAGUCUUUGAAGCAAAAAAAUGAGUCUGAAAAUGAUGCUAUUAUGGUGCCCGAGAACAGAGGUUUAUGUUCAGGUGCAACUGGUCUUGAUGCUGAAUAUGUGGAAGAGAAUUCAGGUACAAAAGAGGUUUGUGACCAAGAUGCAGGAGCAGGACAGAUACUGCACACAGAUUUACCUAGCUUUCCUUCACGAGAAAUGGAUCAGCAUUCAGGUCAAAGGGAUUCAAAAUUGGCUGCCAUGGAAUCAGAGGAAGCAGAGGAAUGCACCUCUACCACUGGAGAUGCCUCUUCUGCAUCUGUUGCUGGUGUCUCAGAAGUGGACACAAAAGUUGAAUUUGAUUUAAAUGAAAGGCUCAAUGCAGAUGACGGGAAAUGUAGUGAGAUACCUGGGUCUACACCUGCUGCAAGAUUGGUCAGUCCUGUUCCAUUUUCUGCUUCAUCCAUGUCUUUUGGUAUUCUCUCGAUCACAGUGGCUGCUGCUGCUGCAGCAAAGGGCCCCUUUGUGCCACAUGAAGAUUUAUUGAAAAGUAAAAAGGAGCUUGGUUGGAAGGGAUCCGCUGCUACUAGUGCAUUUCGGCCGGCUGAGCCCAGGAAAGUUAUGGAAAUUCCUCUUGAUAUGUCUACUACCCCUAUUCCUAAUGAUGAAGCUAGAAAGCAGAGUCGGGUACCAUUGGAUUUUGACUUGAAUGUUUCCGAUGAAAUAAUACUUGAUGAUCUUUCUUCUCAGAACUGUGCUCGUCAGACUGAUUGUGUAACUCGUUCAGAUGAUGGGCAUGAUCCAAAUAAAUCAAUGGCCUCACAUGUUCGUUGUUCAGGAGGACUAGGUCUUGACUUGAACCUAGUGGAUGGAGCUUCUGACGUGGGCAAUUGCACCUUAAGCAGUAGUCAUAAAAUGGAUGUACCACUUACGCAGUUUAAAUCAGCCGCCAGUGGUCCUCCAAAUGGAAAGAUGAGUGUCCUUAGGGAUUUUGAUCUGAAUGAUGGACCUAUAGUUGAUGAAGUCACCACUGAACAUUUGAUGUCCACACGAUCUGCCAGGAAUAGUGUACCAUCUCAACCUCCUAUUUCUGGACUUAGGAUGAGUAAUGCAGAAGUAGGCAACGUCUCUUCAUGGUUUCCUUCCACUGGGAACACCUAUUCAGCCGUAACAAUAUCUUCAAUUAUGUCUGAUAGAGGUGAUAAGCCAUUUUCAAUUGUUGCCCCUAAUGUGUCAGAAAGGGUGUUGGGUCCUGCAACUGGCAGCAACCCAUUUGGACCUGAUAUUUAUAGGGGGGCAGUUUUGUCAUCUUCUCCCGCAGUGCCAUAUCAAUCUGCACCAUUUCAGUAUCCUGUCUUCCCUUUCAAUUCCAGCUUUCCUCUUCCAUCAGCAUCAUUUUCUGGUGGAUCAACUCCUUAUGUAGAUACAACUUCAGGAGGGAGGCUUUGCUUCCCUGUAGUAAAUUCACAGCUUAUAGGUUCUGUUGGUAAUGUUUCAGCCCAUUACCCCAGGCCUUACGUUGUUAGUUUCCCAGAUGGUAGCAAUAGUAGUGGUGCUGAGAACAGUAGGAAAAGGGCAAGGCAGGGUUUAGAUCUUAAUGCUGGACCUGGUUCAGACUUAGAGGGGAGAGAUGAGAGCUCACCUCUUGUACCACGGCAACUUUCUGUUGCUAGUUCACAGGCCCAACUUGAAGAGCAAGCAAGGAUGUUUCACUUAAGCAGUGAUGUUCUUAAAAGGAAGGAACCCGAUGGGGGGUGGGAUGGCUACAAGCAAUCAUCAUGGCAGUACCAUAAUUUGUAAUCUUAGAAUCUAAUGACCCACAGAUGCCUGUAAGUUUUUAGUUUUGUAAAUUCAACUGUUGUUUGUAACAUGUAGGUGCCCGAGAGGAGGAUAUUUCAAAAUAUAUACUGUAUUGUGCUGAUGUAAUACAGAGGAGGGGGGAGAAUUUUUUCAUAAAGCAAUUUUUUUAUUUUAUAUUUAAUGAUAUAGGAAUAAGUGCUAUUGCAGUUGCCCUGUGAGUUUUAUGUCCGUUCUCCACUGAGAGCAUUGAGAGCAUUUGAGUUUUAUAAUCCUGUAUCUUUGAGAGCAUUUAAUUCUUCUUGCCUGGUUUUUUCACUGCAUCGUUCCUUUUUAACCAAGUAUGUGGUGCUUCGCAAUUAAAUGUUCUGAUGCCAUUUAGUUUGUAUACUCGAUGUUUUAUCUUCGGGUAAUUUGAGGAGCCAGUGGUCUUCAUCUAAAUUGCGAGCUUUGGGAGACUUGGGCGUUAAGUGAGCACCUGAUUAUGUAUAUAGACUCUGAACCUGAUCUUGUUUAUCAAUGUAUCUUAGAAACCUUGCUUUGGAGAGCACCUGUUUGCUCAUUUCAGUAGUUUCUACUUUCUAGGUCAGUUUUCCACCUGUAAAUAUCUUGAGGGCUUGCCUUCAGUUAGGGCGGAUAGUGGUCUCUUGUAUCGUUUCUUUUUAGGUUGUGUUUGGUUUAGAGUGGGAAGGAAGAAAUAGGAGAGAAAUUGUGUACUUUUCACAGGGGAUCCACACUUUUUAGAUUGUACUUCAAUUCAAAAAAAUUCUUUUAUUUUCA
Messenger RNA from Glycine soja, 5925 nucleotides. RefSeq lists its product as uncharacterized. Gene Ontology annotation, cellular component: nucleus. The transcript has 3 exons. The record is from RefSeq and is a predicted model, not a curated record. Bases 862 to 5148 code for a protein of 1428 amino acids. NCBI's taxonomy places the organism in Eukaryota, Viridiplantae, Streptophyta, Magnoliopsida, Fabales, Fabaceae.